AAGAGUGGCUGACGAGGAAGAAGGUGACGACCACGACGACGAAGAACAUAGAGACGAGGACACAGCGGCAGGUGGUGCUGGAGGACGGGCAGGUGGUGGAGGACUCUGGCCCCGUCGUCACCACUGACUGUAAGGAGGACACGGUCACUCAGGAGGUGCAUGCUGAUGAGAACCUACGUCCCGAGGGGCAGGAGGGAGGAGCGGACGAGACCCCAGGGGAGAACUGGGUACCUGUAGGAGGCGCUGUAGUAGUGUCCGAGAAGACUGAACACAUCGUUAACUCACACCAGGUGGCUGAGAAUAAGCGAGAGACGGAGGAGGUCACACACUGCGGUGACGUCACUAACAAGGUCAGUUUGAGGUCAUAG
This is a messenger RNA of Homarus americanus (American lobster), 368 nucleotides long. RefSeq lists its product as uncharacterized. NCBI's taxonomy places the organism in Eukaryota, Metazoa, Arthropoda, Malacostraca, Decapoda, Nephropidae. The record is from RefSeq and is a predicted model, not a curated record. The transcript is spliced from 2 exons. The annotation marks the transcript as partial.